UUUUGUAGUUCUAACGCUUUAUAAUAACUUCAUUAAUUCGAAAGCAGUCGCAGUAGUCGGACGCAUCUGCAAUUUCCUCAGAGUAUUGUAAUCUGAAGUUGCGUUUAGUUGUGCACUCCGUGUCUGAGCUACAAUGUACAAACUGCUGAGUGUGUGGGCGCUGGUGGUGCUGUCUGUACAGAUAGUCCACUCCUGGGAUCUGGCUGUGGCUGUGCAGAAUCGACUGGAGUUCUAUACAAAAGAGGACAAAAUAAUCGUUGAAAGUGAUCUGUUCAGAGACGCCACGGCUUUAGCUUACGAUGAUGCACAUCAGACAAUAUUAUUUAUAAAAAAACACACUGACAACGCCUCCAUAUGUAGUUUUGAAAUGUCGACUCAGAAACACAAAGUUUUGGUAACAGGGAAAGAUAUCGGAGGUUUCACAAUCGAUCCAAUCAGAGCAGUACUUUACUGGACCGACAUCGCUGAGAGGAGCAUAUUCUGGAUUUCAUUCAAACAGGGAUAUAAGGAGACUGAUAACAAAAAUCUGCUGAUCAAAAUGGAGGAUGAGAUUCCCAGAGCGAUAGCCGUCGAUAUCUGUAAAGGGUAUGUCUACUGGACGAACACAAACUCUACGAAGCCCACAAUAGAGAGAGUUCGAUUUGAUGGUACUGAGAAGGAGGUUCUAGUAGACGAAAGUAUUAACGAUCCGGUUAGCUUGGCCAUCGACCAACAGACGUUGAAAAUGUUCUGGGCUGAUAAUACACGCAACAAAAAAUAUAGAAUAUUCAGUACGGAAUUGGAUGGAAAAAAUAAGACGGAGUUAAUAUGUGGUGAUACUGGAACUGAUUUUAAACCAAAUGCAUUAACCGUUUCAAAAGAUUUCAUUUACCUUAUAGACGAGGGCACACACGCUGUUUGGAAACAUUCAAAAUUUCAAAUAACGGAAUCAUUGAAAAAUAUUUUACAUUUUACUGAGGCGCCCUCCGGCAUUGUUGCCAGGUAUACGCCUGAAGAACAAAUUCAUGGAAAAGAGGAAUGUAAAGAUGUGAUGACUGCAUUACUAAACGACAAAAUUAUUUGUGUUCAUGGUGAGAAGGCUAAUGCCACAUCUUGCACAUGCGCACCUGGCUACAUCGGUGAGAGAUGCGAUGUGUCAGUCUGUCAGAACUAUUGCAACCACGGCACCUGCAGUGUCAGUGAUGAGGGGGAACCCUCUUGCGGAUGUGAGUCUGGUUAUUCUGGAGCGAGGUGCGACAUCAACAUGUGCUUCAAUUACUGUCUGAACAACGGUGUUUGUUACUUUGCUGAAGAGAAUGAACCACUCUGCCAAUGCAGUUUAAAUUACCGUGGUUCCAGAUGUGAAGCUAUCAAAAAUGACACAGUAUGCACUACGUUCAGUUCAGGAGCUAAAAACUUUACUACACCGAUAUCAGCACACAAUAACUUUACCUUAGCCGAUUUGUUAAACCGUCGUCAUAUAGUCACUAAAGUGACUGUUAAUGUCCAAAUAGAAUCUAACUAACGUACUCAUAUUUAUUUGAUUUUCUGCUUUAAAUUAUUGUGCUUUCAAUAUUUCGGUUUUAAAUCACCUAGUCAGUAAGUAUUGUGUAUUAUUUUAGUCACUAACUACCUAGUUCACGCCAGAUAACUUUGAAAUUCUGAAGUUUGUUCCAUUUGAAUCAUCACGUUUUUCAUAAUUUUUUUUUGGUUAUUUUGACGUCAAUAGUAGCUAACUACGGACUACAAACAAAGCUUUUCGUCAAAGGACGCCGUUUUCGCGGCGGUAAGGCCCGUAAUGAAGGAGUGGCUGGACAGAAGCCACGGCGCCCUCAGCUACCGCUUGACGCAGGUUCUUACCGGACAUGACAACCGGUUCUUACCGGACAUGACCACCACUGCACACUGUGGCACCUGCAGCGAAGACUCGGCGCUGCACAUGUUGCUGGAGUGCCCAGCUGGGCAACGUAGCGCCGUGACCUAGUGGUGGUAUCAGAUGCUGCGGGAAAUCUUUCGCUGCCGGCCGUCGUCUCCUGCAUGGUCGACAGCGAAGAAGGGUGAAAUGCCGUUGCCUCCUUUUCCGAGGAUGUGAUGAUCGCAAAGGAGAUAGCGGAAAGGGAUAGAGAAGCUGCUACCUCUCUCCCCGGCCGCAGCAAACGUGGUGGGUGUCGCAGAGUGGCCGCCACCACCAUAGGGCGCGGCCAGCGGGCGACAGACUAGGGCCGUCUGUCGUCCGAACAUAAACAGGUCUCGAGACCUUGGCGUAUAGUCUUGUGCGCAACUCUCCAAUAGAGUUCACUGUGGCCGCUGGGUGACGGCCACAGAGGUUCAGGGCCCGCCUUCAAACAUCUGGCGGGCCAAUGCCCUGUCGGGGAUGCGGAAAAAUGCUCUGGCGAUACCCGUGCCUCCGACAAAAGGUCAAUAAAGGCAAUACCAGGCGGUUUUUAGCCGGUAAGAGUACGGCACACACCUCCACCCACCCCAGGUGGAUGAUAGUCCAUAAGGAUUCUCCCUUGAUAAAAAAAAGCUUUUCGUCAUUACCUGUCCUACACAUAGAUUAGUCAAACGGCUUUCUUCAUAAUUGCAAAGUUUCUUUACGCGAACUGUAAAACCAUUUUAUAAUAAACUGUUACAUGCA
Molecule: messenger RNA, 2617 nt
Organism: Helicoverpa armigera (cotton bollworm)
Lineage: Eukaryota; Metazoa; Arthropoda; Insecta; Lepidoptera; Noctuidae
Product: protein cueball-like
Exons: 4
Coding region: 134-1504 (456 amino acids)
Biological process (GO): canonical Wnt signaling pathway
Molecular function (GO): Wnt receptor activity; Wnt-protein binding
Source: RefSeq, a predicted model, not a curated record